Messenger RNA from Sceloporus undulatus (fence lizard), 1618 nucleotides. It is a transcript of the gene PHB2, whose product is annotated as prohibitin 2. The record is from RefSeq and is a predicted model, not a curated record. The coding region runs from base 143 to 1048 and encodes 301 amino acids. Gene Ontology annotation, cellular component: mitochondrion; membrane. The transcript has 11 exons. Gene Ontology annotation, biological process: mitochondrion organization. NCBI's taxonomy places the organism in Eukaryota, Metazoa, Chordata, Lepidosauria, Squamata, Phrynosomatidae.
ACUUCCGGCCGCCAUUUUGGGAAAGGGGCGUUUGGGGCUAGGCGCGUGCGUCUCUCUCAGGUGGAGGGUCGUUCGGGUGACGUCACUUCCGGUGUCCUUCUGGACUUUUCUCUCCCCGGAGGAGCAGCAGAAGAAGGUUGCCAUGGCUCAGAGCCUGAAGGACUUUGCAGGCCGCCUGCCUGCUGGCCCACGUGGGAUGGGCACUGCCUUAAAACUGCUUUUGGGCGCUGGAGCUGCAGCCUAUGGCAUCCGCGAGUCAGUCUUUACAGUGGAGGGUGGCCAAAGAGCCAUAUUCUUCAAUCGCAUUGGUGGGGUUCAGCAGGACACCAUUCUUUCAGAAGGACUGCAUUUCAGAAUUCCCUGGUUCCAGUAUCCAGUCAUUUAUGAUAUUCGAGCUCGGCCCCGGAAAAUUUCCUCACCAACAGGUUCCAAAGACCUGCAGAUGGUAAACAUCUCCUUACGGGUUUUGUCACGCCCCAAUGCUGCAGAAUUGCCCAGCUUAUACCAGCGCCUCGGCCUGGACUACGAAGAACGAGUCUUGCCUUCCAUUGUCAAUGAAGUGCUCAAAAGUGUAGUGGCAAAGUUUAAUGCCUCACAGCUCAUUACCCAACGAGCUCAGGUAUCUCUUCUUAUCCGUCGGGAGCUGACAGAGCGGGCAAAGGAUUUCAGCCUUAUUCUGGAUGAUGUAGCCAUCACAGAGUUGAGUUUCAGCAGGGAAUAUACAGCAGCAGUUGAGGCCAAGCAAGUGGCUCAGCAAGAGGCACAACGAGCUCAGUUCCUGGUAGAAAAAGCUAAACAGGAACAAAGGCAAAAGAUUGUUCAAGCUGAGGGGGAAGCUACAGCUGCCAAAAUGAUCGGUGAAGCUCUCAGCAAGAAUCCAGGUUAUAUCAAACUGCGCAAGAUCCGUGCUGCUCAGAACAUAUCCAAGACGAUUGCAGCAUCUCAAAACCGUGUGUAUCUUACUGCUGACAACUUAGUGCUAAAUCUACAGGAUGAAGGUUUUACUAGAGGAAGUGACAGUCUCCUGUUGAAGCAAGUGAAAAAAUGAAGUAGUGAUGGCCUCCUAGAACCCUCCAAAUAAUAGGGAGCAUGGGAGUUAUGGACAGCGCCCGGCACAUAUUUUCUGCCCAUAAUUAUUCUCCCUGGCCUGGGCAUUCCUUGCUGUUCUCAUCUCCACUUGUAUCAACUUCACAGCCCACCAAGAGCAAUUUCUGGCUAACCUGGUUUCUAUUUUUAAGAAUUAUCAACAGGAUUGAUAAUGACAUGGGGGAGAGGCUGUGUGCUCCCUUGGACACUGAACUGGUCUCUUCCAACCUAAAGGAUUGGGACCAGUUGAGCAGCAGAGAGGAUGCAAGAUCAUACCUUCUCAGUGAACUUACUCAGACCAUAUUGUUGCUCUCCUCUGCCUGAUGGAACAUGAGUGAGGCCUUAUACAUAACAUAGGCCAUCUCUCAUCUCAGUGGUGUCCUGCUGUCUCCCUGCCCCCCGUUGAACACCCCAUAUCAGGAACAGGUGGGUUAUGGGGCUUCUGCAAGUGCUGUAAUCUCCAUUUAUGUAAGUUUUGUCGCCUUGUAAUUCACACCUUUAUACAAAAUAAAAUCAGGUCCAAAUCUUCUGA